Herpailurus yagouaroundi (jaguarundi) is the source of this 6605-nucleotide messenger RNA. RefSeq names its product Nik related kinase (gene NRK). Gene Ontology annotation, molecular function: ATP binding; protein kinase activity. Gene Ontology annotation, biological process: positive regulation of JNK cascade; protein phosphorylation. Lineage: Eukaryota; Metazoa; Chordata; Mammalia; Carnivora; Felidae. The coding region runs from base 329 to 3538 and encodes 1069 amino acids. The transcript has 24 exons. The record is from RefSeq and is a predicted model, not a curated record. Gene Ontology annotation, cellular component: cytosol.
AGGCGCACCCUGCCGGGGCAGUCACUGCGCUCUCGCCCGCAGAGCACCCCUCUAAACUUCUUGGUCUCCAGGACGGACGCUCAGGCGCUUCCCUCGCCUUGGCCAAACUUGCUUUCCCGCCUCUCAAAUUCGACUUCCUUGCACUCCAAACUCUUUUCCCUCCAGUUUCCCCUCCUCUGUCUCCCAAGCCACAAACCCCGGUCCCCAAUUCUCUCCCCCCCCCCAAAGCACUCUCCCUUCUUCUCUCCCUUUUCAACUUCUUGUCCGAUUCCACCUCAGGCUCCAAGCGUUCCUAACUCAGUCGCCCGCUUUCCUUCGGCUCGAAGCCAUGGCGGGACCUGGGGGUUGGAGGGACAAGGAAGUCACGGAUCUGGGCCACUUGCCGGAUCCAACUGGGAUAUUCUCACUGGAUAAAACCAUUGGCCUUGGUACUUAUGGCAGGAUCUAUCUGGGACUCCAUGAAAAAACUGGUGCAUUUACAGCUGUUAAAGUGAUGAAUGCUCGUAAGACCGCUUUACCUGAAAUAGGAAGACGAGUGAGAGUGAAUAAAUAUCAAAAGUCUGUUGGAUGGAGAUACAGCGAUGAGGAAGAGGAUCUUAGGACUGAACUCAACCUUUUAAAGAAGUACUCUUUCCACAAAAACAUUGUGUCCUUCUAUGGUGCUUUUUUCAAGCUGAGCCCCCCCGGCCAGAGGCACCAACUUUGGAUGGUGAUGGAGUUAUGUGCAGCAGGCUCAGUCACUGAUGUAGUAAGAAUGACCAGAAAUCAGAGUUUGAAAGAAGAUUGGAUUGCUUAUAUCUGCCGAGAAAUCCUUCAGGGCUUAGCUCAUCUUCAUGCACACCGUGUAAUUCACCGGGACAUCAAAGGUCAGAAUGUGUUACUGACUCAUAAUGCCGAAGUAAAACUUGUGGAUUUUGGAGUGAGUGCCCAGGUGAGCAGAACUAAUGGGAGGAGAAAUAGUUUCAUUGGGACGCCAUACUGGAUGGCACCUGAGGUGAUUGACUGUGAUGAGGACCCAAGACGCUCCUAUGAUUACAGAAGUGAUGUGUGGUCCGUGGGAAUCACUGCUAUUGAAAUGGCUGAAGGGGCUCCUCGUGAGAGAUCCCAUAGGUUCCCACGUUCCUGCAUCGUCUGUCGGCACAAUGUCCAGACAACAAGCUUUAUAAGACAUGGCAUAUGCUUUUCUGUCUUUUCAUUUAGUGUUCCUCAGCGGUCUGUUUUGGAACAAGCUCAGAAGCCCAUUGACAUCAGACAAAGGAGUUCACAAAAUCCUCAAAAUUGCCCAGCAGUAUCAGAAUCUUCUUCUGAGGAAGAGAGUCCUGUAACCUGGAGGAGGUCCCAGUCAUCACCGCCUUAUUCUACUAUUGAUCAGAAGUUGCUGGUUGAUGUUCAUGUUCCAGAUGGAUUUAAAGUAGGAAAAAUAUCACCCCCUGUUUACUUGACAAAUGAAUGGGUAGGCUCUAAUGCACUCUCUGAAAUCUUCCGGAAUGAUUGGUUAACUCCUGCACCUGUCAUUCAGCCACCUGAAGAGGAUGGUGAUUAUGUUGAACUCUAUGAUACUGGUGCUGAUACUUAUGGUGAUGAUGAUGAUUCUAAUGAUGCUUAUGAAGAUACCUAUGACCAUGACAAUGGCAAUGAUGGCUUGGAUAACCAGGUUGGUCGGGUUAAUGAUAUUGGUGAAGACCAUGAUGAUAAUGACAAUGAUGAAGCUAUUGAUGACAAAGACAAUAAUCAUGAUGAUGCUCCGUGUUGGCCAAGACCAAGCUAUGGCGAUGGAAGCUACAAGCAAGAUGGUAGAGAUGGAAAUGAUGGUGGAGAAGGGACAUGCAACAGCUAUGGAAGUCAGAGAGUCAGUAGAAGCCAUGGAGGAAGUGUAGCCAGUGGGGGCAGUGCGGCCAUUGGAGACCAUGAAGAACAUGGAGCCAAUAUAGGCAAUGGAAGAAAAGUCAAGGUAAAUGGAGGUAAGGGAGUCAGUGGAACCAAUGAAGAAAGUGGAGCCUUUGAACUCAGUGAAGGAGAAAAUUACUCAGAGACAGCAGAGACAGAUGGUCAAGGAUUGGAGAGACUGACAUCCCAGGACUUUGAACAUCAACAGGAGGAGCCAGGUGGAAGAAGUGAGGCCUCAAAUGCCAUUGCCUCAGAUGCUGCACCAGCAGCACCUGAUGACAAGAAUGACAGCAUGGAUAUAUUGGAAGCGUCAACACAAUCAGGUUUUUUUGCCAGCCACUCAUCUCCUUCUAAUAGUUCUGGGAGGGCUGCAAAUGCUGACUUUGCCAGUGCCAUCUUGUAUGCUGGGUUAAUGGAAGCACCUGAGAAAUCACCUAAGCCACCAUCUGAAGUCAACGUUAACCCACUAUAUGUGUCUCCUGAAUGUAAAAAACCACUAAUCCACAUGUAUGAAAAGGAAUUCACUUCUGAGAUCUGCUGUGGUUCUUUGUGGGGAGUGAAUUUGCUGUUGGGAACUCGAUCUAAUCUGUAUCUGAUGGACAGAAGUGGAAAGGCAGACAUUACUAAACUCAUAAAGCGAAGACCAUUCCGUCAGAUUCAAGUUGUAGAGCCACUCAAUUUGCUGAUUACCAUCUCCGGCCAUAAGAACAGACUUAGGGUGUAUCAUUUGACCUGGCUGAGGAACAAGAUUUUGAAUGAUGAUCCUGAUAGUAAAAGAAGACAAGAGGAGAUGCUAAAGACAGAAGAAGCCUGCAAAGCUAUUGAUAAACUGACAGGUUGUGAACACUUCAGUGUCCUCCAACAUGAAGAAACAACAUAUAUUGCAAUUGCUUUGAAGUCAUCAAUUCACCUUUAUGCAUGGGCACCAAAGUCCUUCGAUGAAAGUACUGCUAUUAAAGUAAUAUGCAUUGAUCAAUCAGCAGACUCCGAAGGAGACUACAUGUCCUAUGAAGCCUAUAUACGAAUACUGGCAAAAAUACAGGCAGCUGAUCCAGCAAACCGGUUUAAGAGACCAGAUGAGCUCCUUCAUCUGCUGAAACUCAAGGUGUUUCCAACAGUUGGUCAUAAGCCAGUGACAGUUGACCUGGCUAUUGGUUCUGAAAAAAGACUAAAGAUUUUCUUCAGCUCAGCAGAUGGAUAUCACAUCAUUGAUGCAGAAUCUGAGGUUAUGUCUGAUGUGACUCUGCCAAAUAACCCCCUGGAAAUCAUUAUACCACAGAAUAUCAUCAUUUUACCUGAUUCCUUGGGAAUUGGCAUGAUGCUCACCUUCAAUGCUGAAGCCCUUUCUAUGGAAGCAAAUGAACAACUCUUCAAGAAGAUUCUUGAGGUGUGGAAAAACAUACCAUCUUCAGUAGCUUUUGAGUGUACACAGCGAACCACAGGAUGGGGCCAAAAGGCCAUUGAAGUCCGCUCUUUGCAAUCAAGGGUUCUGGAAAGUGAACUGAAGCGCAGGUCAAUUAAGAAGCUGAGAUUUCUGUGUACCCGAGGUGACAAGCUAUUUUUUACCUCUACCCUGCGCAAUCGCCACAGCCGGGUUUAUUUCAUGACCCUUGGAAAACUUGAAGAGCUCCAAAGCAUUUAUGAUGUUUAAAAGGUUCCAGUGAUUUAUUACAACAUUUACAAACAUCAUAAAUAUGAAAUCUGCAUCUUAAAAUUUCUGAGAUUAAAUGAGCAUUCAGUUUUAUUGUUAGGGAAAAAUUAAAUCAGAUACUUUACUUUUAAUGUAGCACAAAAUAGUUCUAAUGAGAAAUGCAGCUUUAUAUAUAAAAUUAACUAUAGCAAGCUCUGUGUACUCCAAUGGUGUACAAUGUCUUUUGCACAAACUUUGUAACUUUUGUUACUGUGAACUCAAAUAUUACUCUUAGUACAGUUUGGACAGUAUCUAUAUUCAGAUAUUACUACAUGGAGUAAAGAAACCUGUAAUGAGUUAGAUUCCAAGUAGCUUUCAAAAUAAUUGGCCCUGAGUGAGGUUUUUCAGAAAGAAAUAAAAAUAGCAACAAACUAUAUGCAAACUUGCAAAGUCAUAUAAAGAACCAAAAGUUAGAUUAUUAAAUGAAAAUAAUAAGAACUAUGCUACAAACAAGACUAAGCCUGAACAACCUGCAUGCCUAGAGAAAACUACAGUGAUAAAGGGGAAAAGGCCACCCAUUUCCUUGCUGUUCCUUGACAGUUAAGCCCCCAGUCAGAGACCAGUUGUGUUUUUUUCAUACCAUGUUCAGCUGGUUUUCUCCUGAUAAGAAGGAAGAAAGUCUUAGAUGCUUGAUGUUCCUCAGAACCCCUGAAGAUGUGCAAUAGCUGUUUGUUUGUUUGUUUGUUUGUUUGUUUGUUUUUUUAAACCACCAAAUAAUACACUUGCAAGCCUGAAUACAGGACUAAACUCCUAUACACAUGUACUGUAGAAUGAGUUGAGGUUUUUUUUUAAUACUUCAAAAUAGGCGUCAAAUUCUAACCCCCAAAGACAGAUUGGUUGAUUUAUAAAAAUUCUUAUCUGGCCAAAAGUGGGACCAUCAGACAACAUGGAAUAUUUUCCCAAUCCUAGAUUGAACUACAUAAGAAGUUCCCCUCAGUUAUUAAACAAAAAGAACAAAAUGCAACAACAAAAAAACUUUGGCUGCUAAUACUUUUUUUUUCCCAUUUCUAUUUCUGUAAAAUAAGAAAUUAAUCUAAAAGUGAUAAGUCCACAUGUAGGGACUUAAUGUUUAGGUAAAAAAAAAGAAAAAGAAAAAAACAUUUUGAAAAAAAUGCAACUUUCAUCAAAUUUAGAGUAGUGAAAAUCAUGUUAGUCCAUCACCCAAUAUGUUAUAGACGCCAUAGGUAGGUGGUGUUUGGUCACCUAUGGUAACUGCUACCUGGUGAAAACCAUAAUUUCUGCAUAUACAUCCUCAAUACCAUGGUUAGUUCUGGGGCAAGAAUAAGCAACAGAACUACCACAAAGUAUACCUCAGUAUAAUUCCUCUAGUUCUGCUUCAAGAGUAUGAAGACAGUGCUAGUGGGAUAAUAGUUUUCAAACUACCUGGUUAACCAAAAUACAAAAUCAGCUGACUAUGUGUGAUUUCGUGAUAGCACAUUAUUUCUUGGUGCCUUGGUGACAAGAAUGAUGAUUUGGAUUUUCCUAACAACUUACAUCAAGAGUGUAGUAGCUCAAAAUGAGAAUUUAGGAGAACCUGAAUCCAUGAGUUACAGAAAUAAAUGUGAUUCACAUCUCUGUUACUGUGACACAAUAAUGUGAUCCUAAAACUGGCUUAUCCUUGAGUGUUUACAACUCGAAUGACUUUUUAAAUGCAGUAGUUUAAAGAGGAAACAUUUAUGUCAAAUUAUUUCCUUAGAAGCAGUCUUCAUUAUUAUAAAUUUGUACACCAAAAAGGCCAUGGGGGAACUUUGUGCAAGUACCUCAUUGCUGAGCAAAUGGAGCUUGCUAUGUUUGCAUUUCAGAAAAUUCUUUCAUUUAAGUAGUGUGUAGAAUCAAGUCUUUUGAAAAUUCAUUUUUCUUCAUAAUAUUUACUCAAAGUUAAGAUUAGAGAAAUAAGUUUCAUCUUAAAAUCAUAUUUUUAAGGCAGUAAGACAGUAAACUAGUUUAGGAAAUCAACUCCCAUUGUGCUCUGUGGCUGUUAUUCUAGUAAAACAUAGACCAUGGUGAACUGAAUCUACAGAGAUGUACCAAAGUAAACAAACAAGAAAAAUUGCAGACAUGUAGCUGAACUUUAAAGGAUAAGGUGUUAACAAAGAAAGGAAGCUGGCACACAUCACAAAGGGAGAUUGAAAUGUUGGAUAGCCAAAUAGAAAGGAUUGAAAAUAUUUAAAGUGGUGUAUAAGUAAUGAAUAUCUCAAAUUUUGAUGUUAUUCCAUCUGGAAUUUGUAUACCCUUUGCCAGCUGAAACAAGAAAGUGAAGGGGCAAUUAAAUUUCAUAGUCCGUGCACAGUAAUGGAAGAAAUUAUAUCUAUACCUCACCUUGUAGAUCAGCACUUGGCAGUCCCAGCUCAUUACAGAAGCAAUGGUGGGGUAAUCCUGGCUAGCCAAUUCUCCUAGCCCUGUGAUUGAAAGCAUGAAAGUUCUAGCAGGUUGUGAGUAGCAUUGGGACAAAAUACAGUUUUAUUUUAGUGUACUUUAGUUUUUUUCACCAAAGCUCUUGUCCAAAAUAAAAGGCAUUGUUGGAAAUAUUUGAAAACUAAAAAAUGAUGUAUGAAGAGGGCUAACAAGAAAAGCUGUGAGUGAUUAGGUCUGUUGAAGUAAGGGAAGAGCUCAGAGGAAAUAGUAGGAAAGGAUAAUCGUUUAGAUAGUAAAAUAGGCAAAGCAGAAAUCACACACGUACAUGCAUACACAUAUACAUACACACAUGCAAACCAUUAGAAUGCAUAAUUUUAAUAUUUUCAGUGCCACCAGUUUCUAGAUAAAAUAAUCACUGUGUUUUCUGCCAGCACUCAUUUAAUUGAAACAGUAUUCAUAAAACCAGGAAUAAUGCCACAUGCACUCAAUGGGAUCUUUUAAAUACUCUUCAAUUAUUUUUUUAAAUGUGCCUAUUUAAAUCAAUUUGUAUUUGAUAUGUGCUUUAACUUAAAAAAUUAUUGAAAUAAUCUUUGAGACUGCUAAUUGUUUCAUCAGAAAGUCUGCAAUGAACCAUGUUCAACCUCUAAAAAUAAACAUUUUAAAAAUUAUUGAA